UUGGUCUUCCAUUCCAUGGCUCGCCCGGCCGCUGCAGAGAAGGGGGGAGCAGCAGGAGGGUUCGGCGGCCACGGCCACCCCGGCAGGCGCCGGACCAACAGCCGCACCAGCAUGGCGCAGCGGGACGAGGUCAUCCGCCGCACCGUCUACGUCUCCGAUAUCGAUCACCAGGUCACUGAAGAAAACCUGGCAGCGCUAUUUAUAAACUGUGGACAGGUUGUGGACUGUCGCAUGUGUGGGGACCCAAAUUCAGUACUUCGUUUUGCUUUCAUAGAGUUCACUGAUGAGGAGGGUGCCAGGACUGCUCUUAAUCUGUCAGGAACUGUGCUUGGAUAUUAUCCUGUGAGGGUUCUGCCAUCAAAGACUGCCAUUGCGCCAGUAAACCCAACAUUUCUGCCCAGGUCUGAUGAUGAACGUGAAAUGUGUGCAAGGACUAUUUACUGCACAAACAUUGACAAGAAGGUCACUCAGGCAGAUCUGAAAUUGUUCUUUGAGUCUAUAUGUGGAGAGGUCUUUCGUCUGAGGUUGCUUGGUGAUUACCAUCAUUCUACUCGCAUCGCCUUUGUGGAGUUUGUGAUGGCUGAAAGUGCUACCGCUGCUCUCAACUGCAGUGGUGUGAUUCUGGGUGCCUUGCCAAUAAGGGUGAGCCCAUCGAAGACCCCUGUGCGUCCCCGCGCGCCUCGCCAGCUGAUGCACUAGUGUUGUAGGUACAGGAGGUGCUGAUGGCACUGCUUAUAUAUAAUAGAGAUAGACAUAUAUGAAAGGGGGGAAAUCGCAAUAUGUGUCAUUUUCUUUUUAAGUUAUGGGCUCGGCCUUUUUUUUUCUUCACUGUACCACCGUGAGUGAGUAAAGUAUCUACGCUCGGAGCCGGAGAGGGCAAAUUCCGGGUUGAGGUUGGGUCCUUUUACCAUGCACAUAGCGGAGAGCUUCUUAGAAGGAAGCAGGGUUGAUCUGCUCUUGUCCUUGAUGCAACAAGGCGAAACUCCUGGACUUUUACCUGUGUUCAGUUGUUUGCUGUGUCUUGGUUGCUACUCAAAAAAACUUGGGGAUUACUUGGAGAUUAUGAACGCUUACCGUUGUGCCCUACCUUAUGCUUCCAUGUCAGUAUGUGUGUUUGUUGUU
This is a messenger RNA of Setaria italica (foxtail millet), 1122 nucleotides long. RefSeq names its product polyadenylate-binding protein-interacting protein 11-like. The record is from RefSeq and is a predicted model, not a curated record. Lineage: Eukaryota; Viridiplantae; Streptophyta; Magnoliopsida; Poales; Poaceae. Gene Ontology annotation, molecular function: RNA binding.